CGCAGGUAUCUUUCUUUUUUAGACCAACACCUUGGAGGACUUCUAUAAGUAGUUGAGGUCCCGCUGCCUGUAUCUAGUUGUGACAGUUUAACCAACAAACCUAAAAACUAUAAGUCAUGAUUUCUUACUCUACACAAGACCAGUCUUUGUACACGCAGCCCGAACCUCUUCUGUUUACACGGCCAUUUAACAUGGAGGUGCCUUCCGGGUAUUAUAACAACGCCAUAGUGCCGAACUUUCAACAGUUGGCUCCAUUUGGUCAGCACCAAUACGUGGAUGGCUGCCUUCCGUUCCCUCAAAACGUGUCAUUUCAGAUGCCCCAGCCCCAAUCCUUCUACUAUCACCCACAGGUCUCUCGCCAGUAUCUUGUCGGCACGAAGGAGCCGUUUCCACAGUACUCUGCGUUUAGCGCUCCCCUUUACCCUCAGGUGCCCGAAUUCUCACAAGAGCUUGCGCAGAGCUCGUAUCCGACUCCAAGUGCGUCCUACGACUACUACCCAGAGGCCCGGUUGUCAGACCCUUGCGACUCUCACGCUGACACCAGUUUGAUAGAUGCUUACUCGCCAGUCGGUAUGGUACAACCAGAUACGGCUAGCUUACUCUCUUUGCCGGGUAUGUCGUUCAAGGCAGAAGAGCUGCACGCUCCCUUUGUCGAGCAUGCUCCACAGGGGUUUUACUACAGCGGUCACGAGGCCAUGGCGGCUCCCGUUCCCUUCCAGGGGAUUGGGGUGCAGGAAAACACCCCUCUUCCCUCACCGAUGGACGACAGAAAGUUCUCCAUGGAGGUGAGACAUGCGUUGGACACCUCCAAAUCCUCACUGAUCUCCAAGGGUGUCGUGAAGCCAAGAAAGAGCCCCGCGAAGAAGUUCCGGAAGCCUGUGGUGAUUGAGGACUCCGAGCACACGACACAGCCUGGGCCUAUCCCCGCCUCCGUCAAGCCCGACUUGAUUAUCGACGAAGCCAAUGGGGGCGAAGAAAAACUUCUCUUUUUCUACUCCACCCAAAAGAUUAUCAAGAAGUUUACGAUUAAAUGUGGCAAGCACCGGAAUAUCGCCUCCCUUGAAGAGUACGUGGAUGCGUUGAUCGCCAGCGGUGAGCUCUCCGAAAAGUACAUGGUAGACAACUGCGUGUAUCCGCGUGCCCUCUGCGACGCUGCGAGCUACACGGGAAACAGGUACAACUACGAGAAACAGUGCAAUAAAAUCGGGUGGUUCUUGUGUUUUUUGAACGGUGAAGCGAUUAUCGGCCAGCGGGGGUUGAUUCAAAGGGCGGUGGAUUCCUGGAGAAAUACCCGCGUGGAGACAAAGUUCAAGUCCAGACGGGUGCGGAACCAGAUCAAGGUGACCACCGUGGAUGCGGUGUAGUCAGGCUACAGGAGUGUCAAUAACUUGCUACGAGGCAAACGGUAACGGAAAAUUUAAUAUAUCUUUAUGUAGUGCCCCUGGUCGAAGCGUGUCAGUGUAAAUUCCAGAAUCGCGCCUCAUUGUCGCUACUGCUCUUGUACCAUGCCUCCGAGCGAGCCUAACCUCCAUCUGUCAUUCUACUGCGCCACCAUAGGCCGUAUGCUAAAGCUGCUCGUUGCGUUUUUGCAACUCGGUUAAUGCUUGCUGCAUCCACACUAGUCAGGUGCGCCCUGUAUGGGAUAGUCACUAGUCCCUCACAGUUUCUUCUUUACCUCUCGCUAAAAUGUAAUCUCCGCGCCGCAACCAACUGUUAAGUACAUAGUUUUGGUGGCUGUAAUCCAGAUUCUUUCUAGGUUUUGUAGAACGUAAACCCAAACAGACUCAAAUAGCUCUGAACUGAAUGCACGUGGGUGCUUC
This is a messenger RNA of Babjeviella inositovora NRRL Y-12698, 1820 nucleotides long. RefSeq lists its product as uncharacterized. The record is from RefSeq and is a predicted model, not a curated record. The transcript has a single exon. NCBI's taxonomy places the organism in Eukaryota, Fungi, Ascomycota, Pichiomycetes, Serinales. The coding region runs from base 192 to 1364 and encodes 390 amino acids.